UCUAUCAUAGACUACCUUCACGUGACUCGUGUUUACAGCGUUUCACUUCUCCCUUCGGUCGUCUCGUUGCCCAGUGUCAACAUCCGAAGUUGGGGCUUUAAAAUCUUGCAACAAGUUGCGCGAGCGAAUCAUUGAAUAGCCGGCGCUGUGGUUUGGCUUCUUCCUGGGGGCUGUGGGACGAGUAGAGACCCGCUGGAAGUGAUGGCGGACGGGGAGAGGUCACCGCUGCUGUCCGGGCAAUACGACGGGACAAACGGCAAUUCGUUGGACGGAAGUUCGUACGGACUACUCGCUGAAGUCAAGAGUUUGGUGCCCGAUGAACCCCCGCCACCCUAUUCGCCGCGCAGCAGCCUGGACGGCUGCAGCAGCAACAAUGCUCCAGUCAUCAGCUGCCGCGUUUGUCAAAGAGCCAUUUGCGUGGAAGGCAAGAUGCACCAGCAUGUCGUCAAGUGUGGUAUUUGCAAUGAAGCGACUCCCAUUAAGAACGCUCCGGUUGGGAAGAAGUAUGUUCGAUGUCCGUGUAACUGUCUGCUCAUCUGCAAAGUCACGUCACAGAAGAUAGCAUGCCCAAGACCCUACUGUAAACGCAUCAUCAAUCUGGGCCCAGUUCACGUCGGCAGGGAAAGUCCAGAACUACAGCAGCCACCCGUCGGGGUCCGAGUCAUCUGCGGCCAUUGUUCCAAUACUUUCUUGUGGACGGAGUUUUCCGACAGGACCUUAUCCAGAUGUCCGCACUGCCGUAAAGUCUCCUCCGUUGGCCGGCGAUACCCGAGGAGGAGGAGCCUGCUGUGUUUCAUGGUCUUCGCCGUGGUGGCCACCUCCACCGCGGGACUGAUGGUGGGAACGUGGCAGCCCGCUCAGGAUUCCAAAGGGAUCUAUGCCGCGUGGGUGCUGCUCAUCUUCAUUGCCGCCUUCGCUCUUGCCAGGACCGUCUACUGGAGUUGUCUGAAAAUUAGCCAGCCCAUUUCAACGUGAUUUCGAACCCAUAGCAUGCCCACAUCACUGACUGCACUUUUUUAAACAUGUGCCAGGAGUUUGUUUAUUAGGAAUACAGUGAGCACUUGCUAUUUGCAGGAGUUAAGGACCAAGCCCGGUGCUAAUUGUGAUAAAUUUGCAAGUAAUGAAUGUUAAAUAUAGUUAUCGUUUAAGAUUUUCCUCUGAAAAUAUAGCGCCUGAGAAGGACCCUGGGUUUGGCUGACAUUUUUAGAGCAUGACAAAAAGAGCACAAAAUUAUACGGGUAUAUGUGAAUAAAUUUAGUUACUGUUAGGUGUGCUUGAUUGUGAAAAAAAAAUCUGGAUUAUUUUGGUAAGAAAUAAAAUCACAAUUACGGUAUUCCAUUGAUUAUUUUUUUAAUAUAAAAUAAAAAUAUUAAAUUGUUAAGAAAUAUUAAAAGACAAAUUCUUUGAAACACUGUAAUUAUGUAAGAUUCUUUUGGACCAAACAAAAUUUACAAAAGUAGUUUUUUUUAACGAAAAAAGGUGCAAAUGUAUACAUUCAAAUAUGGUUUCCUUGUAUAAACAAACAGUGCAUUGGAGUUUACUUGCAAGACAGUUAUAAAUUACCAAUUGUUGUAACAUUGAAAUAAAUAAUUUUAAUACUCAA
Hippocampus zosterae (dwarf seahorse) is the source of this 1603-nucleotide messenger RNA. Its product is annotated as type I phosphatidylinositol 4,5-bisphosphate 4-phosphatase-A-like. The transcript has 7 exons. The coding region runs from base 202 to 975 and encodes 257 amino acids. NCBI's taxonomy places the organism in Eukaryota, Metazoa, Chordata, Actinopteri, Syngnathiformes, Syngnathidae. Gene Ontology annotation, cellular component: late endosome membrane; phagocytic vesicle membrane; plasma membrane. The record is from RefSeq and is a predicted model, not a curated record. Gene Ontology annotation, biological process: phosphatidylinositol dephosphorylation. Gene Ontology annotation, molecular function: phosphatidylinositol-4,5-bisphosphate 4-phosphatase activity.